This is a messenger RNA of Ustilaginoidea virens, 738 nucleotides long. RefSeq lists its product as uncharacterized. Gene Ontology annotation, cellular component: nucleus; proteasome core complex; proteasome core complex, alpha-subunit complex. The record is from RefSeq and is a predicted model, not a curated record. Gene Ontology annotation, biological process: proteasome-mediated ubiquitin-dependent protein catabolic process. The transcript is spliced from 3 exons. NCBI's taxonomy places the organism in Eukaryota, Fungi, Ascomycota, Sordariomycetes, Hypocreales, Clavicipitaceae. The coding region runs from base 1 to 738 and encodes 245 amino acids.
AUGUUCAUGGCAAGAUCGGAAUACGACCGGGGCAUAAACACCUUCUCCCCAGAAGGCCGCCUCUUCCAGGUCGAGUACUCCCUCGAAGCCAUCAAGCUCGGAUCCACCGCCAUCGGCGUUGCCACCUCCCAAGGCGUCGUUCUCGGCGUCGAGAAGAGAGUGACGUCGACGCUGCUCGAGACCUCAUCUGUGGAAAAGAUUGUCGAGAUCGACCGCCACAUUGGUUGUGCCAUGUCCGGCUUGCAGGCCGAUGCCCGUUCCAUGGUCGAGCACGCCCGCGUCGAGUGCCAGAGCCAUACCUUCAACUACAAUGAGCCCCUCGGCGUGGAAAGCUGUACGCAGGCUAUUUGCGACUUGGCGUUGCGAUUUGGCGAGGGCGCCGACGGAGAAGAGACCAUCAUGAGCAGGCCCUUUGGCGUGGCGUUGCUCAUUGCCGGGUUUGACGAGCAGGGUCCUCAGCUGUUCCACGCUGAGCCGAGUGGUACAUUUUAUCGCUAUGAUGCAAAGGCCAUCGGCUCUGGCUCAGAAGGCGCUCAAGCAGAGCUUCAGAACGAGUAUCACAAGUCUCUCACCAUCUCAGAUGCCGAAACUCUGGUCUUGAAAACUCUAAAGCAGGUCAUGGAGGAGAAGCUCGACGCCAAGAACGUGCAGCUGGCCAGUGUUACUAAGGAAAAGGGUUUCAGAAUAUACACCGACGACGAAAUGGCUACCGUUGUUGAGAGACUGCCAGCAAAUUGA